Molecule: messenger RNA, 665 nt
Organism: Caenorhabditis elegans
Lineage: Eukaryota; Metazoa; Nematoda; Chromadorea; Rhabditida; Rhabditidae
Gene: rpl-13A
Product: Large ribosomal subunit protein uL13
Exons: 3
Coding region: 9-617 (202 amino acids)
Biological process (GO): translation
Cellular component (GO): cytoplasm; large ribosomal subunit; ribosome
Molecular function (GO): structural constituent of ribosome
Source: RefSeq, marked reviewed
GGUAAACGAUGGGUCUGUCGAACAGAGCAAUCAUCAUUGACGGAAAGAACCACCUUCUCGGUCGGUUGGCUUCCAUCGUUGCAAAGAAGCUUCUCCAAGGAGACAAGGUUGUCGUCCUCAGAGCUGAAGAGAUCGUCAUCUCCGGAAACUUCCACCGUUCCAAGCUGAAGUACAUGAGCUUCCUCCGCAAGCGUUGUAACAUCAACCCAGCCCGUGGAGCCUUCCAUUACCGUGCUCCAGGAAAGAUCUUCUGGCGUACCGUCAGAGGAAUGCUCCCACACAAGACCAACCGCGGAAACGAGGCUCUCAAGAACCUCCGCGCCUACGAAGGAGUUCCAGCCAAAUACCAGAAGACCAAGUCUCUCCAUGCCCCAUCAGCCAGCAGAUUCCGACUUCAACCAAGAAGAAAGUUCUGCGUCGUUGGACGCUUAUCGCACGAGGUCGGAUGGCAAUUCCAGGAUGUUGUUGCCAAGCUCGAGGCUAAGAGAAAGGUGAAGGGAGCCGCCUACUUCGAACAGAAAAAGAAGAUGGACAAGCUCGCCGUUCAAGCAAAGAAGAAUGCCGCCCCAAAGAUCGCUCAAUACCAGAAGAUCAUCGAGGCUCUUGGAUACAAUUAAAUCCAUGCACAAAUCUGUUUUGUUUGGUAUUAUAAAAUUGUUGACCAU